AUGUUGGAGUUGGUCAUAACCAGCCAAUGCAUUGGUUAUCCCAACCUCAUUAGCUACCCACCUCGACCGUGUGACUGCACCAGCUUCGACUACAAACCAGUCACCAUCAACUCCUUAGCCGCUUCUUCACCGAAUUACUUUACCGUCACCAGUUCAUCGCCUAUGUCACCAACAACCUUGACCAUAACAUCAGAGAAUACCAUAGAAGGUCCUCUGUCCAUUGUUGGUGAACUACCUUUCUUGGGUGCUGUAGGGUUCGAAGCAGCAUUACCAUCGUCUGGUCAAGGUAUGGUUGACUAUAAUAAAUGUGGAGGUAACGUUGGUAUUAUCAGCGAAUACUACGGUCUAGCUCCUGCAGGACAAAAUGCACAUGGAUCGCAUGGUUCAUCAUCACAUUCAUCACAUUCAUCACAUGAAUCAUCUCAAGGAUCGUCAUCUGCAGCUGCAAGUGCUGCAGCAACAUCUAGCGGUGCAACAUCUGCUGGAAUAACAUCUACAGCUGCAUCAGCUACUGCAGCAUCGGCUGCAGUAGCAUCAUCUACAGAAGCAUCAUCUACAGCAGCAUCAUCUGCAGCGGCAUCAUCUUCUUCUACUUCUGGAGCGGCUACAAGUGCAUCAACUUCGUCUGCUUCUUCUUCAUCGUCUUCUGGCAAUAAUCAAAUUACCAUUAUUGCUAACGGUAAAAUGUAG
Zerene cesonia (dogface butterfly) is the source of this 690-nucleotide messenger RNA. RefSeq lists its product as uncharacterized. Gene Ontology annotation, cellular component: egg chorion. The coding region runs from base 1 to 690 and encodes 229 amino acids. Gene Ontology annotation, biological process: chorion-containing eggshell formation; multicellular organism development. Gene Ontology annotation, molecular function: structural constituent of egg chorion. The transcript is spliced from 3 exons. The record is from RefSeq and is a predicted model, not a curated record. NCBI's taxonomy places the organism in Eukaryota, Metazoa, Arthropoda, Insecta, Lepidoptera, Pieridae.